Messenger RNA from Galleria mellonella (greater wax moth), 401 nucleotides. Its product is annotated as cecropin-A-like. The coding region runs from base 1 to 294 and encodes 97 amino acids. Gene Ontology annotation, biological process: antibacterial humoral response. Lineage: Eukaryota; Metazoa; Arthropoda; Insecta; Lepidoptera; Pyralidae. Gene Ontology annotation, cellular component: extracellular region. The transcript is spliced from 2 exons. The record is from RefSeq and is a predicted model, not a curated record.
AUGCUUUUUAAACGUAUCAUCAUUCAACAGCAUCGUUCCGUGAUCGUUCUUCGAACGUUCAUUUUUAAUUCAAAUUUCAAAUAUCGAAUUUCGAAAAUGGAUUUCUCUAAAAUUUUCUUCUUCGUAUUUGCCUGCAUCGUAGCGCUGUCAACGGUUUCGGGUGCACCCAGCCCUAAAUGGAAGUUUUUCAAAAAGAUUGAGCGCGUUGGUCAGAAUAUAAGAGAUGGAAUCAUAAAAGCUGGUCCAGCAGUACAAGUAGUAGGACAAGCAGCCACGAUAUAUAAAGGAAAAUAGAUUUUAUUUCUUAGAUUUUAAGACUUAAAUUAUCACUUAUUAGUUAUAAGUCAGAGACUGCCAUUACUUAAAUUAAAUUUAUCAAAAUAAAUAAUUAUUUUACAUAA